AUGAGGUCGACCACUACCGCCGGUGAAGCCAUACCGGCAGAGGAUGUCGAAAAACGCCUAAGAAAGUGUCUGGUACUUUUUACGGAAAAGUAUUAUCCAGACAUGGCUAAAAUGCUCCAAACAUGUGCUGAAAUGCUAGAGCAAUCUAAGGAGAAUUCCAGGAAGCCUGAAACCGUUCCAAAAACUUUAAUUGAGAAGCCAGAAUCAGUGACCGGGAAGGAGCCAUUAAAACCUGCAACUAAACUGGAGCGUGUUAAAGAAGACUUAACGCCGAAGCUGCCAGUAGCCAGUUCACUAAAUAAUCGUAGUAAUUCCAGUAAAGAUGAUCAUCUAAAGAACUGUCUUCUGGAUCUUGCCAGGAAAUAUCAUCCAGACUUGGCUAAAUGUAUUGAUAACUGCGUAGAGGAAAGGAACCAGAUGCAGCCUUUACCAUCAGUCGACCCUACAGUUAAGUCACCUCUUCUUUCUCAUACUUCAGAGCCAAUGCCAGUGUCAGAGGAAAGAAAGCAGACGAAUAACCAUUUAGUCAGAGGACCUGAGUUGUACCACCCUAGUUAUGCAAAUGGUCUGCAUAGUCGUAAUUCUUUACCUGCUUCUUGUCCAUCCCCUGAAGGUCCCUUUAAGAGACGGCAAUUGCAAAAUCGCUUACUUCAAUUUCCAGAUAAAUAUCGUCCUGAUUUAACUAAAAGCAAUGGCGAGUACGCAGAGAAACCCGAAGAACUCCAAUUCACUAGUGAACCAAUUACACAGAGAAAUUCAAAGCAAACGUCCCUUAUUAUGCCCAAAAGUCCACCAGCUGAAUUCUUUCUUCCACAUUCCCAAAGCAAAUUUUACGAUACCGAACAGGAUUUAAAGGUUCCCUUGGUGCGAUUUGCAGAAAAUCAUUAUCCAGAAUUCACCUGUUCCAUCAAUAGGUAUCCAACAGAGUUAAGACAACCUCAAGGGCAAACACAACCGGCAGAACCAACUACUCUUCCAACCGCUUCUACACAACCCAUGGAAAUUAGUCUCAGAUCAAAUGGAAGAGAAGUAAUUGCACAGAGAGAAUCAGAGCGUCAAACCUAUAUGCACCCAAUUGCAGAGCAAUAUCAUCCAAAGCUAACCAAAAUCAUUGUAAAAUGCGUUGAUAAGCAUGAAAGUUCGGAGAAUGAACCAUUCAAACCCCUAUUUCAAGAUAUGGAGCCAAUGAAAAGAUCUCCAAUGGUAGAGGAUGCAAAGAAAGGUGUUCAAUUGUAUGAAUGUUUACUGCGAUUCACUGAAAAAUAUCAACCAGAAUUGGGCGUAUGCAUAGCUAAGUGUGUGGAAAAAUUGGAUCAACUUUCAAAUAAACGGGCAUCGUUUGUUCAACCCCCUGUAGACAGCGGUGGCAAAGACCUAGACUUAUGCCUACUGGAAUUUGCAAAACAGAAUCAUCCGGAGUUAGCAAGAUGUCUAGGAGCAUGUAUGGAAAAAGUAGAACAAUCUCAAGGAAGGAAGAUAUCUUCUACAUCUUCUGAUUUACAUGAAAUAGAGAAAGAAAAGAAACUCCUACAGAACUACAUUUUACAGUUAACAAAGAUCUACCAACCUGAAUUGGCCAAACUUAUGAUAGAAUACUUGGAAAAUGAAAAUAAUCUAAAUGCUGAUCACGGUACUCUCCCUGUAGUUGAAAAACAUGAAAAUGGAAAGGAAAGGGAGCUCCUGCAGCAGUGCUUGCUUCAACUUACUAAACUCCGCCAACCCGAUUUGGGGGAACUCGAGGAACAGAGAAGAACAGAUAUUGAACAUUGUGGCACAGCUCCAAGGCAGUUAUCGAACGUUUCUGAACCAUUCGCAACUGAAAAGGCUUUAGAAAGUACAAAUGACUCACUAAAGUAUGCUGCGACAGAGAUCGGUAACUUGACGGCUUUGGGACCAAUUAAAGAGAGCUUAGAGAAGAUAGCAGAGGAGCUAUACCCUGAUCUCGUUCUCCCCAUGGGACAAUGUGUAGCUCUGGGUGAGGACUCCAAUGUUGAACUUGCGUCACCAGAAUCGACUCAGCAUAAAAUGCGAAUUUAUUUAGAUGGUAUGGAGAAUUUGGCCAAGGUAUCUGUUUUGCAAACCGACUGCCAGGAAACUAGGAAAGAAGAAGUUAUUAUUGAGACACCUAUGUCAGCUAUUGCAAAAGAACUUUCACCAGUUGAUGUGGAGUUCAUUAUGGAACGACAAUCUGCGGCAACUUCCCCCGAAGCCAAGAGAAGGGAUUUGUUAAAUAGUGUGAUAGUGAUUUUAAAACAUAUUUGGCCUGAGUUAAUGGAAUGCCUUCGCAGAGAGGUAAUGGACGAACCUAGUGAAGUCGAACAUGUCCUACAUCAACAAAGAACUAUCGCUCAACCACCCAAUCAGCUGAAAAUUAUGAUCUAA
Rodentolepis nana is the source of this 2382-nucleotide messenger RNA. NCBI's taxonomy places the organism in Eukaryota, Metazoa, Platyhelminthes, Cestoda, Cyclophyllidea, Hymenolepididae. The record is from the annotation of a GenBank genome assembly.